Apus apus (common swift) is the source of this 3121-nucleotide messenger RNA. RefSeq names its product elaC ribonuclease Z 2 (gene ELAC2). The record is from RefSeq and is a predicted model, not a curated record. Bases 48 to 2507 code for a protein of 819 amino acids. NCBI's taxonomy places the organism in Eukaryota, Metazoa, Chordata, Aves, Apodiformes, Apodidae. Gene Ontology annotation, biological process: mitochondrial tRNA 3'-end processing. Gene Ontology annotation, molecular function: 3'-tRNA processing endoribonuclease activity. The transcript has 24 exons. Gene Ontology annotation, cellular component: mitochondrion.
UGUGGCGGCGGGCGGCGCGCGGGCUGUGGCGGCGCGCGGGGGCCGCCAUGGCCGAGGCCUCCUCGGGGCGGCGGCCCAAGGACGUUCCGCGGCGGGUCUGGGCCCGCGAGCGGCGGCGGAGCUCGGGCGGCGGCCUGGCCGGGCCCAACACCGUCUACGUGCAGGUGGUGGCGGCCGGGAGCCGCGAGGCGGGCGCCGCCGUCUACGUCUUCUCGGAGUUCAACCGGUACCUCUUCAACUGCGGCGAGGGCACGCAGCGGGCCAUGCAGGAGCACAAGCUGAAGAUCUCCCACCUGGACAGCAUCUUCCUCAGCCGGGUGGCCUGGGCCAACGUCGGGGGGCUGCCGGGUAUGAUUCUCACCUUAAAGGCUAUGGGGCUUCAGAGGUGUGUUUUCCUAGGGCCACCAAAGCUGCAAAACUACUUGAAAGCAAUUCGACUCUUUCCUGGGCCCCUAAAAAGGAUGGAUUUAGCUGUGCAAUUGCACACAGAGCCUGAGUAUAAGGAUGAGACCAUGACAGUCUACCAGAUCCCUCUGACAGAAAAAACACUGGCUGCAGAAGGUGCAUGGCCUCAGAGUCCUGGAGCAUCAACCCAAGGUGGAAAUAGCCCUAAAAGGGAUCAAGGGCCUGGAUCUCCAAGAACUGCACAGCAAAGCUUGGAGGAAGGGAAGGAAAAAGGAAGCCCAAAGAAAAGAGGUGGUGAAGAGAAGUGUGCAAGCAGGCAUCCUGAUCUGGUGAUGGCUUUCCUUUGUAAAAUUCACCCAAAGAAGGGGAAAUUCCUGGCAGCAAAAGCACAGGAGAUGGGGCUGCCAGUGGGAACUCCAGCCAUUCUUCCCAUCAUCACAGCUCUCAAAAACGGGGAGAGCAUCACUUUUGAAGGCAGAGAGCUCUUCCCUGAGGAAUUGUGCACCCCUACGGAUCCUGGCCCAGUGUUCAUCGUGCUGGAGUGUCCUCAUGAGGGCUUUGUGGAUGCCAUCUGUGAAAAUGAGACCUUCCAAAGGUACCAGGAGGGGCUCCCUGAGCACCAGGUGGCCUUGGUUAUUCACAUGACUCCAGAGUCAGUGCUGCGAGACAGCAGGUAUCAGCAGUGGCUGGAAAGAUUUGGACCUGGAACUCAGCACUUGGUGCUCAAUGAGAACUCCUCUGCAGUGCACAACCCACGCAGCUACAAGAUUCAAACCCAGCUGAACCUCAUCCACCCUGAGAUCUUCCCUCUGCUCACCACCUACCGGAGCAAGGAAGAGGAGGCUGUGUGUAGUGUGCCCAUUGUGCGAGGAGAGUGCCUCUUGAAAUACCACUUCAGACCCCAACAGGAGUGGCAAAGAGAUGCUGUGACUGUCUGUGAUCAUGAUGCAUUUGUGAGUGAAGCCUUGGAUCUCCCUGACUUCCAGACUCGUGUGAAGGAGUGCAAGGAGAGCCUGCCUGCUGUGCCAGGAAAUGUAGAUGCUUAUCCUGAAAUUGUGUUCUUGGGGACAGGAUCUGCAAUUCCAAUGAAGAUCCGAAAUGUCAGUUCCACACUGGUCAAUACCAGCUCCACCCGAUCCCUGCUGCUGGACUGUGGAGAAGGAACGUUUGGGCAGCUCUGUCGCCACUAUGGGGAGCAAGUUGACCAAGUGCUGUGUAACCUGGUGGCUGUGUUUGUGUCUCACAUGCACACCGACCAUCACUCGGGGUUGUUGAACAUCCUGAUGGAGAGGAGGAGAGCUUUUGCAGCCCGUGGUCAGGUUUUCAGCCCUCUCUUUCUGGUGGCACCUGAACAAAUCAUGCCCUGGCUACACGAAUACCACAGUCACUGUGAAGAGAUUCUUGGAGACAUUAAAAUGAUUUCUUCCCAGUCUCUUGUGAAAGGCUGUGAGAACAUCAAACCUAAAGCCCAAUUUUUUGUCAGUUCUCUGUUGGAGAACUACGACCUGGCUGAGUUUCAGACUUGUGAAGUCCAACACUGUAAAAAUGCUUUUGCAUGUUCAAUGAUCCACAAAUCGGGCUGGAAAGUAGUCUACUCUGGUGACACAAUGCCCUGCAUGGCCUUAGUACAAAUGGGGAAAGAUGCUACCCUGCUGAUCCAUGAAGCAACGCUGGAAGAUGGCAUGGAAAAAGAAGCAAUAGAGAAGACACACAGCACAACCUCCCAGGCCAUCCAGACUGGGAUGAAGAUGAAUGCAGAGUUCAUCAUGCUCAAUCACUUCAGUCAGAGAUACGCCAAGAUCCCGCUCUUCAGCGAAGACUUCAGCGAGAAGGUUGGAAUUGCAUUCGAUCACAUGAGGGUACGUUUUGGUGACUUCCCGACCAUCCCGAAGCUGAUCCCACCUCUCAAGGCUCUGUUUGCAGAUGACAUAGUAGAAAUGGAGGAGCGGAAGGAAAAACGGGAGAUGAGGCUCCUGAAGGAAACUGCUCUGGUCUUGGACAAACUGGCUGGGGGUGAGAACAAAGAAGAGCCAUGCCAGAAACGGAAACAAGCCAAGAACCAUCAGGAACUAACAAACAAGAAGCUUAAAACCGUGAACUGAAAGGAACAGGGUUGAGAAUGCUCUGCUCUGCAGGGGGUGCCCUGCUCCCUGCAGGCCUCGGGAGUGCCCGGUGCUGCGGGCACUGUGGAGGAGGGGGCUGGCCUGGGGGCCUCGAGUGGGUCUGUUUGGUCCUCAGCAGAUCUCUGGGCUGCAGCUACCAAGCACUGAGCAGCACCAGUCCUUGGGUGACAGUAUCUGCCCACACAGUUCCUGGGUCUUACCCGGUCCGUGGGUCAUUUUUCUCUUGGUCAAAAGUUCCCUUCUCUGAACUGUUUUUAGUUUUGGUUUUAUGCUACAAGUUACUGAUGAUAGUGCAACAGCAGCAGCUGGGACCUUUGCAAGAGAUCAGGUUUGAGAAGCCCUUGAGGGGCUGUGGAUUUGCCAGAACAAGGUGGGCAGGUCUCAGGGUUUAUGAGGAAUGUCAGAACCCACAUCAUGGGAGGAGGUUUCACAAUAAAAUGGGACCCAAUUCUAAAUUUUUUUAAAUUAGGGAUGUGAAUGCUGCUGUGUUAUUUUAUUUUGGUUUUCUCAGCUGUUUUGUUUUUUUUCCUUAAGAUGAGUUUUCAAAAAUCUUUUAUUUAGAAUCUGAAUAAACCACUCAACAUGGUACAGGA